Impatiens glandulifera is the source of this 903-nucleotide messenger RNA. RefSeq names its product axial regulator YABBY 3-like. The record is from RefSeq and is a predicted model, not a curated record. Bases 206 to 901 code for a protein of 231 amino acids. NCBI's taxonomy places the organism in Eukaryota, Viridiplantae, Streptophyta, Magnoliopsida, Ericales, Balsaminaceae. Gene Ontology annotation, biological process: cell fate commitment; fruit development; regulation of leaf development. The transcript is spliced from 7 exons. Gene Ontology annotation, cellular component: nucleus.
CUUCUCUCUCUAUAAAAGAUAUGAGGAAUUAAAAAGGCAGAGAGAUCGAUCCAACAAGAAGCUAGCUAGUUGAUUAACCAGUCGAUCCCAUCUUUCUUAUCAAUCCAUCCAUCAAUCAAGUCAAAUCAAAUCAAAAGAGUGGACAUUAAUCAUAGGAGUAAUCAAACAACAAACAAUAUUAUUUAAAGAAACAACAACAUUUAUCAUGUCUUCUUCAUCCGCUGCUUCUGCUACCGCCGCCGCAUUUUCACCGGACCAUUUCCAACACCUCUCUCCAGCUUCCUCCGACCAGCUUUGCUAUGUUCAUUGCAACUACUGUGACACUGUUCUUGCGGUUAGUGUUCCAUGUUCGAGCUUGUUCAAGACGGUGACGGUCAGAUGUGGGCAUUGUUCCAAUCUUCUUUCUGUUAACAUGCGUGCUCUUCUUCUUCCAGCUCCUGCUAAUCAACUUCAUUCCUUCUUCACUCCUCAAACACUUUUGGAGGAGAUCAGAAGCUCGACGCCUAACAUGAUGGUGAAUCAGCAGACGCGUAAUGUUGAUAAUGACUCUCCCAUGCCUGUUAGGGUUGGAGGACUUGAUGAACUCAUUCCUAAACCGCCUACUGCUAAUCGACCUCCGGAGAAGAGACAGAGAGUCCCGUCUGCUUACAACCGGUUCAUAAAGGAUGAAAUCCAACGUAUUAAAGCUGCAAACCCUGAAAUAAGCCACAGGGAAGCAUUCAGCGCUGCUGCUAAAAACUGGGCCCACUUUCCACACAUUCAUUUUGGAAUCUUGCCUGAUCAUCAACCCGUGAAGAAGGCUAAUGUGCGCCAACAGGAAGGAGAUGAAAUAUUCAUGAAAGAUGGGUCGACGACGUUCAUGAUGUCUCAGGGCAACGUUGGUGUUUCUCCUUAUAACUAAAA